Molecule: messenger RNA, 294 nt
Organism: Prunus armeniaca (apricot)
Lineage: Eukaryota; Viridiplantae; Streptophyta; Magnoliopsida; Rosales; Rosaceae
Source: the annotation of a GenBank genome assembly
AUGGCGGAGUUUGCCAAAGAAAGAGACUGGGAUCAGUUCCACAGCCCCAGAAACCUUCUCUUAGCUCUGGUGGGUGAAGUUGGAGAGCUAUCUGAGAUAUUCCAAUGGAAAGGGGAGGUUCCAAAGGGACUCCCUGACUGGAAAGAGGAGGAGAAAGAACACCUGGGGGAAGAGCUUUCUGAUGUUCUGCUUUAUUUGGUCAGGCUUUCUGACAUCUGUGGUGUUGAUCUUGGCAAAGCUGCUCUUCGCAGUUGGAAACACCCACCACCACGGAAUCUGCAUGAACCGAACUGA